CUGAUUGCUUCUCAAAAACAUUAUGAAAGUUAUCAAUUAACCUCAAAAAAUAGGAUUUGAAACCUAAGGGUAGUGAAUUAUUGUAUUAUUUCUAUUCUAAAAAACUUGCAAAGAAAACUGUUAUCAACUAUGUCUUUAUUUUUCAUGAAUAGUGUUUGGAAUUAUACAUUAUGUUAAAAGUAAACUUUGCCAACUUGCUAUUACUAAAGCCUCGACUUGUUUUCACUAAUAGUAUUCGAAAAGCAGGAUCGAGACAGAUAAAAAAUUUUAUUAAUUUUCAUCCUCAUCUUAAAGUGGCGCAUCGCAUACCUGCAAUUUAUAAAAAAAUUGCAGCAAGAGACUCUAUUGACUACCUAUAUUUAGUAUGUCCAGAGACUGCCAGAAAUAUUGCCAAUCAUGUAUUGGCCUCGGUGAAUUUGGAUAAAAAACAAGUCAUCGCAGAGGCGAAUGCCGGAUUAGGUCUUGUAUCGACCGAGUUGCUCGAAAGAGGUGUAAAUCGAGUGAGGAUAUAUGAAAAAUGCGACAAAUGUUUGUCAAUACUGCAGAACUUCAACAUAACUUACCCAGAACGAGUUGAGAUUAUCUGUGAAAGCUUUUUCGAUUUAAAUAUAUUGGACCUGAAAGAUCGGCAUGAAAACCAAGGUAGAGUCCAUAUCUUUUUCAAAGAUAUUCCCAAACGGGCUUGGACUGAUGAUCCAAUGCAAGAUUUUGAUGUUGGUAAGAUGUACCUGGUAAAAAUUAACUUCAAGAAAGAUUUCCCUGUCCCUGCAGAACAUUUUAUAGGACUGUAUCAUUUCAUUCAACAGUUAUAUGGGAGAGGAAAUAAAUGUGUUAUUCCACUGAUGGAGAAAUUUGUACCUGGCUCUGGCUUCAAUGCUAUUGUUCCAUCUAUGAAUCACAAGCAUUUUCCAAAAGAGGUUAAUAUUUUCACCAAAUUCAAUGAAUUGACACCUGAAGAAAUAUCAACGCUUUUUAAGGAAACAAUCAUGCAUCCUAAUUACAAAAGCAGUCCAUUAAUGGCAAUGAUUGAAGCUUCGUUUUUGAAGACUGAAUUAUAUGAUCCAUACAGCGUAGAUGAUAUGGAAGAAAAUAUUAUAAAUGAAAAAAUGGAGAUGGAAGAAAAAUUUUAAUUUCCAAUAUAAGCUGUACAUCCUCUUCAUGGGAAAUGAGAAUAUAAGCAUUGAAAAAUGAGAACGAUAGCCAAUGAAACUGUGAUGAUUUAUCAUUUAAGUAUAAUAAAAAAUCAAGUACA
This is a messenger RNA of Leptinotarsa decemlineata (Colorado potato beetle), 1252 nucleotides long. It is a transcript of the gene mtTFB2, whose product is annotated as mitochondrial transcription factor B2. NCBI's taxonomy places the organism in Eukaryota, Metazoa, Arthropoda, Insecta, Coleoptera, Chrysomelidae. Gene Ontology annotation, biological process: rRNA methylation; transcription initiation at mitochondrial promoter. Gene Ontology annotation, cellular component: mitochondrial matrix. Gene Ontology annotation, molecular function: mitochondrial transcription factor activity; rRNA (adenine-N6,N6-)-dimethyltransferase activity. The record is from RefSeq and is a predicted model, not a curated record.